AUGUCUCAAACUUUAUAUUUCAGCGUUCUUCUCAUCGCUCUCUGUUCAUUAUCUGAAUGCAUUCAGCGCCGCUAUCACCACAUAAACAUGUAUAAGACCUGGACUGAAGCUCAGAAAUACUGCAGAGAGAAAUACAUAGAUCUGGCCACAGUCAAUAACAUCAAUGACCUGAACAACAUGAAUCAACAGAUGAGUGUGAUUAAACUGACUGAGGUCUGGAUUGGACUGAAUAGAUCAGGUGUUUAUAAAUGGAAGUGGUCUCUGGGUGAUCCUGUGAAAUAUAUAAACUGGUUUAAUGGAAAAUCAAAUGGUCCAGAUCAGUGUGCUUAUAUGAGAGAUGGAUCAUGGCGUCAUCAGGACUGUAAUGUGAAGAUGAGUUUCAUCUGCUACAAUGGUGAUAAAGGAUUCAUCAUUAAUGAUUCUUCAGUAUCAUGGAGAGUCGCUCAGAUCUUCUGCAGACAGCAUCAUACUGAUCUGACCAGUGUGAGGAAUCAGACUGAGAAUCAACAGAUUCAGAAAAUCAUGAAGGACAAAAACAUAUCUGAAGUCUGGAUUGGUCUGUUCAGUGACUCAUGGGAGUGGUCAGAUGAAAGUGAAUCUGGAUUCAGAUACUGGGAUCCUAUUGAACCAAAUAAUCCUGAUACUGAAAAAUGUGCAGACUUCCAUGCGGAACGGCAUAGUCUGUGGAAUAAUUUGGCCUGCAGUUACUCUCUGACAUUUGUGUGUUAUGAAGAUAAUCUGAUAUUGAUCCAGAUGAAUCUAAGCUGGUCUGAAGCUCUGAGAUACUGCAGAGAGAAUCAUGUGGAUCUGGUUUCAGUUGAUUCAGAGGAGAUUCAGUUCAUGGUGACAGACGUGAUUCAUCAGUCCUCUACUGACGCUGUGUGGAUGGGGUUACACUAUUACCGCCAAAUGAACCUCUGGAUCUGGAUACGAGGAGAGGCCGUGUGCUAUCAGAAUUGGGCUUCAGGGAACGAAACAAAACUGAUGAACUGCAACACUGAACACAGAGCUGGAGCAGUUCAGUCUGGAGGAGAUCAUCUCUGGAUCAGCCUUCCUCAAUCUCAACAACUCAACUUCAUCUGCAUCAAAAAAUAAUCAAAUAAUUUAUGUCUAUCACUUCUUCAUUGAUUGUUUUUGUUUAGUAAAGGUGAAUGGGUCUGAUGAAUAGCUUGUGUGCUGGUAACGUCACACGCUAUAUGUGAAAGUCUUUUAUUAAAUGUUUGAUAUUUUAGGAGCUUUGGUCUGCUGACUUUACAUCUUUAUCUUUUCUUUAGUAAUAGACAGCGUUAAUAUAUUCAAUAAUAUUUCAACAAUUUCACAAAAACUGUCAUUAACCACAAACAAUCACU
This is a messenger RNA of Misgurnus anguillicaudatus (oriental weatherfish), 1349 nucleotides long. The record is from RefSeq and is a predicted model, not a curated record. NCBI's taxonomy places the organism in Eukaryota, Metazoa, Chordata, Actinopteri, Cypriniformes, Cobitidae.